AUGAAACAAUUAAAGAGUAGCGGUAAUUUCACUGAGCAACUCCCUGCUGCUAGCAGUAAUAGUAGUAAUAUUACUAACAACAAUAACGAGAACGGUGGAGGUGGAUAUACAUCUAUUGAGGUAUCAAGGAACAAUACGACAUCAAAUGUGAAUCUCUUUGGUGGGAUGGAAGUCUUGAAAACACGUCAGAAAAGAAGAGGAACGAGUACUGUUGGCUCACACACACCUCACACAGAUUCAUUAAUUCCAUUGCCACCGAAAGAUCAAUUAUCACCUGUAGAAUCAUCCACAAAAGAGAAAACAUUUUUUAUGCGGUAUGAUAUGCAGGUUGGUAAUUUGCAAGAUGAUGUGGAGGACCCACAAGUAACACGAAUGCGAGAACGGCUGGAGAGAUUUUAUAAUGAAUACUGUCCUUCCAUGCUUUCAACUGUGGAAAAUAAUAUAAAAUCAUUCUUUGGUAGAGAGGAGGAACUUUUUGAGUUAUUAGUGGCAGAAUAUGGUCCAGAACCAGUAGUAUUACGACCUAGUGUACUUCCAAAAAAUGAUUUUGUAAAUCCAUUUACUCAAAGUGAGGCCGGUUCAGUCUUUGAUUUUAUACAAUCUGGUCCAAAACAGAGUUAUGUAGAGAAUCUUAAGAAUAAUAACAAUGAUAUAUUGGUGAAUACGGCAUCAUCACAGGAUUUUCCGCUUCCACAGACUUCUGUAAAAGAAUCAGAAAACUGCCAUGAAGAUUCGGUUCCUGCUGUUAGUUCUGGUUUUAGUUUUAUUGAAGCCAAUUCAAAGGGUGGAUCUGUUUUUGAGUUUGUUGCGGCGAAAUCUGAUAGAAAUGAAACAAUAAUUGAAAAUAUGAAACCGCCUGCUAUUACUACUACUACUACUACUAGUACUACUCGUGUACCUCAGGAACAUAAGGAAGAUGAAACUGAAGAAGAAGAAAAAGAAGAAGGAGAGAAUAUUUCAUUACCAUUACAGCGUAAUACAGAGUCAGCUUUCCUCGAAGCGAAUAACAAUAACGGCGAUAACAAGAGUAGGAGUGAGGACAGUACCAGUAACUUAAGCAAAAACGAAAGUAGUAGAAGAAUCAGUAUUAGCAGUAGCUACAAUAAUAAUGAAGAAAACUUAUGGGAUAGACAAAGACGUGAAAUUGGUGAAUUUCAGAGGGAUGUAUUACAGGCUAGAGCUAAACUUGCUCAUGUUUUAAGCCAAAUACGUAAUUCCAUUUUGGAGCGACGUGAUGCUAUUUCAAAAGUGAAAAGGAUUGAAGAAGAUAUUGAAAAAUGUGUAGCGCAAGAGGCUUUUGAUAAGGCGGAUAUUAUGAGUAAUGAGCUUGAGCAACUUACUUCUCAUAUUGUGGAAUUAGAUGCGGAACCUACACGUUUACUUGUGCUGUUUGCUCAAUUUAAAGAAGAACUAAAUUCUGCAGUGCGUCAUCUCGCCCAUUUACUGUUGCGGCACCGUGAGGAACUUAUUGCAUGCAAGGAUGAUGAAGAGAAACGUGUAAAGAAAUUUAUCAGUGAUAUGACGUUUAAUUUAGAGAAUCGCAGUGAUAAAGUAGCUGCGGCACUUGAGCGUGCUCAGCGUACGAAAAGUAACGCACUGCAGGAGACUGCAGAUCUUAGUGAACGUAAACGGAAGAUUGGGGAAAAGAUGCAGCGUCAGAGUAAAGAUAUACGGGCACAACAGGAGCAGCUAACGUGCGAUAUGGCAGAACUCAACGCGGAGAUUACCGCAUUGGAGGUAAAACUAACACAACUUAAGCAGACACAAGCUGAGAAGGCAGCAGCGUUAAAAGAAAUAUCAUCUAAUGUACAACGUAUAACAGAAGAACGUGAAGCUCUUGAGAAUGAAGUGGAUGCACUUAUUAAAGAAGAAGAAUCUCGUGCGAAUGCUGCUGCAGAUGAUAUAGUAAAUCUACAAGAAAGAAAUGAGGCACUAGAGCGUGAAAAGAAAGAGUUUGAGGCAAAGAAGGAUUUCUUACUAAUGGAAUUGCAGAGUGGUGUUGCUAAAAUUGAUGGAUAUAAUGAUCGUCGAGUCUCACUAGAAACAAACACAAUUGAUACGCUGCAGCGCUGCAGUAAAGCAUUGGAAGUGAUGCUGCAGACACGUGCGGCGGGUUGUGGAAUACUCUACACAGCUGUACCAUCCCUGCGAAGUACGGCAACAUGUGCGGAGGAGUAUCCACUCGCGCAGGUACAUCGUCUGCAGAAACAACUGCGUACCCUUAAUGCGGAUGAUGAGCGAAAUACAGAGCUUAUUACUUCAUUAAAUGUACAAAUAACGGAGAUACGAAAUGGUAUUCCUCUUCUAGAAGACGCUAAGAAAUCGGCUGUGCAGGCGAAACGAUUUAAGGAAGCACAACUUAAAGCAGAAGAACUCCGUGCACUGACAGUAUCUAUUGAAGAGCUUACCGCUACUAAAGAGUCUACAGAAGAAUUGCUACGCACAAAUGCGUCUAAACGAACGGAAUUACGAAAAGAGUUGGCCUAUGAACAGUCAAAGGCGUCUAAAAGUGUGAAGGUAUUUCUUGAUCGUUAUCGCAAUGUACUUUCAGCAGCAAUGGAGGCAACAGCUACACCGCCAAACGUGCUACAGAUUGAAGUAGAUGAACAACAUGAAAGUGAUGAGCUUGCAGAAGCCAUGGGUGAACUAGUGGAGACACUGCAGGAAGAAUGGCUUAGUGUGCCUAAGAUAAACAAUGAGGAUGGAGAUGAGGAUGCCGUUAAUAUCGUGGAUAGCAAUAGUAAUAGUGGCGAUGGUUGUAGUACCCAUAAUGGCGCUAAUAAUGAUGCCACAGGAACAAUAGUUAACGCAAAUACUUCGCCCACUGAUUUUACUACUGUUGGUUCAACAAGGGAGGAAAUAGAAGAGAAACUUUUGAUGUUGCAAAAAAGACAGAAUGAGGCGCUUGAAAUUGAAGAUUAUGAAACUUGUGAUCGACUUCAAGAACAGAUCGAAGUAUUUGCGAAGCUGCUUGGCCCACAAGUGAGUAUUAGUUAG
Molecule: messenger RNA, 2997 nt
Organism: Trypanosoma theileri
Lineage: Eukaryota; Euglenozoa; Kinetoplastea; Trypanosomatida; Trypanosomatidae
Exons: 1
Coding region: 1-2997 (998 amino acids)
Source: RefSeq, a predicted model, not a curated record